AUGUUCUCUGACGAUGAUGACAGGUUUCUUUUCAAGUCUUUUGAGUGAGAACUUAGCAACGAAUAGAAAAUUUCUUUUUUUCGAAAAAAAGUUUGCCAGAACGUUCCCCAUUGUUCAAAAAAUUUGCACUAUUCUUUUCUCUGACUUCGAUUUGCCGCGCAUUUUGACUGAUGAGCUGGAUUUGCUCACGUCGCAGCAUUUCACAUCGCCUGGAUUAGUCAUCGAAGACGCGAAGAAUUCCCGCGAUCGUCUUUUCGAGAGUUUGUUUGACUCCAUCUGCCGUGGUUUUCAGUCGAUCUCCUAUUUUGGAAUUUCUUCUGUAUUCUGUAUCUAUAACCGUCUAAAAACACUUCGAAUUAUUACGUCUUAUUGAUGUGAUCUGCGUAUAUUCUUCAAACCUUGAAGUGAUAGAUGAGCGGUUACCAGACAGACGAUGGAGAAUUCGGAAGUUCUGAUGGCAAAAAUUACUAUUCUACAACCUCAACCUCUGAAGAUUAUUAUUAUGCGAUACGGCAACCGCGAAAUAUGUUUGUCAACUUCUUCAAUUUAUUCUCUAUCAAAAAUUUUUCUAAUAACUAUAUAGGCAAAGAGUGUUACAAUAGGAGUAGGGGAAAAUCGAAAAAAGAGUCCUUCAAUUUUUUUCCAUAUGUAAAAAACACCUUAAUGAGUUUCUCAAUUUAGGAAAAAUCCUUCUUACUUUUCUUAAAUACUAUCCAAAUCUCGGAAAAGCGGAAUAUACUUUUAAAAAGUGCACCCGAACUAUUGACGUUGAAUUUGAACGGAGAAGCCCGGCUCAUAAAUCCAGCACAUUACCCUGUUCGAGCGGAUCAUGAGGGACGCCGCGAAUCACUUUUUUUUUCCUGUUCUAUGUCCUUCAAUGUGUAAUAGUGCACGCCGCGUAAUGUGCCUUUGUUUUUUUUUUCCUGUUUGUAAUUUCCCGAGGAAGUUCAGAUGAAUGAAAAGUUAUACAUAAGCAGACCUUCUUGGCUUUAAAAAAAAAACUAAUUUGGAAAGAGUAGCUGUAAAGUUUUAUUUUCUGAAAAAAGGCAUGAAAUGACCUACUUCUAUUAUAAAAUGGAUAUUUAAGUCCAUGUUGUAAGUUUAAUUUGAAAGAAUUAAUCCGAACAAGAUUCACGGAAGGAGUUUUGAAUGAGUAUUUUUUGGACUACUGAACAUCUUUUUUUUUACGCAUCAACUGAAAUUUUGAAAUAGACAAUGCCAAUAAAAAGAAAGCGAAUGGAAUAACCGUUUUCCAGAGGCUCGACGACGACCGACUUCACUUCGGUUUCCAGACAACAUGAAAAAAUGGCGAGAAAAAGAAGAAGUCGGCGUAAUUUCAGACGACCAUCGCGAGCUUCGUCUUUUUCGAGCAUUACUGGUAAAAAUUGCUUUCCUCCUUGAAAUAUUUUUAAAAUUAUAAUGCUUCAAUGUGUAAUGUUUUUUCAGAUGUGAUUCCUUAAAGAUGCAAACAAUAGACUAAAAAUAACUCUUUGUCUUCUCUUUUUAAAGAUUUUUUGAGGGCAAUGAAAAUAAUGUGAUAAGUUUUAUGAGUCAAAUUUAUUUCUCCCUACUUCGAUUUCUAGAACACUCCUUUUCUUCUUUGACAACGUGACGUUUCAGAAUCAUCGAUGAGUUUGGACGUGAUCACAGUGACGCUGAACAUGGACACGGUCAACUUCCUGGGAAUUUCGAUCGUCGGACAAACGUCUACACGUGGAGACAAUGGAAUCUACGUCGCCAACAUCAUGAAAGGUCCUUUCGAUUUUCAAAUGACAAUACUUCUUUCAAUAAGUUAAGCUUAGAUCUUCAGCAACUUUUUUGGACCCUCCUUUCGAAAAAAAGGUUCUUCUAGCAGUCGAUGUAUAUUUUGUGGGCAAAGAAUUGAGAGAAUUUUCUAAUGAUUUCGAUUUGCUUUUUUCCAUGGUUAUAAAUUUGAGGCGGCGCUGUUGCUUUGGAUGGACGGAUAGAAGCGGGCGACAUGAUCUUACAAGUCAACGAUAUUUCUUUCGAGAAUUUCACCAAUGACCAGGCUGUUGACGUCCUCAGGUACCUUUUUGACAGCUUAGUUGUUCUUUCUUUGGUUAUUUAUAAAUCUAUCAGGUACUCAAAGUUUUUAUGUUAUCUCCAGGAGAUAACUAACUUCAAAUAAAUCAAAGAUAACUUUGAAGUUUAUGGGUAAUGUCGGUGGUCGUCAACAGCUGGAAAGGAUGAAAGGGUUGUUUCAGGGAUGCUGUGAGUCGGAGAGGGCCGAUCAAACUGACAGUGGCCAAGUGCUUCGAGAACGGACCGAAGAGCUGCUUCACGAUCCCGCGGAACAGCCGCGAGGAGCCCGUCCGUCCGAUCGACACCCAGGCCUGGAUCCAGCACACCAACGCGAUGCGUGGCAUGCCAAGCAUAAUUGAAGGUCUCUUUUUGUGAAUCCGACGCCGGCAAAGUGACGUUUCCCCGAUUUCCGUCUUGUGCACUUUCAGAAAUAAAAAUGAACCCAACUAAUGAAAAUUUUUGAUUUUUUUGGUAUUUUCCGCAAAUUGUAUUUUUUCCAAAUGAUGAUUUAUUUUCCAGCUUUAAUUGAAAUAUUCAUUAAUAGACUUGAUAUUUGCAGGAUCUGAAGGGGCGCCAACGCCGAUACCAGGAGAAUGGCCUCACGGAAGGCCAGCGAGCAGCUCGACGGUGACGUCGACGGGCUCUAAUGGGCAGAAUACGGUAGUUGGACAGUCGCAAAUUCGGCUUGACAUCCAUACGGACAAGAAAAAAGUAUCCUUUUCCGUUUUUUAUCUUUCCAAAGCAUAAUUUUGAGGUCGUCGAAGUGAUGGCGAUGCCUGCGUCUGGACUCGACAUCAAGAACCGGACCUGGUUGAAAAUUCCGAUACCCAUGUCGUUCCUUGGUGAGACUUUGUCUAUCUGUAGCGAAAUGAAAACUGAAUCAGAAUGAAGAAAACGUUUAUCAUUGAGUUCAAAAUCAUUCUUUGGGAUUAUGAAAAGGCAAUUGAUAUUCAGCAAUGUUUCAAAUACGAGUUUUGGUUUUUUGCAGGCUCUGACCUCGUAGAAUGGCUGUUGGACCAUGUGGAGGGCUUGCGAGAGAGAAAAGAUGCUCGGAAAUACGCCUCGGACUUGCUGAAACAAAAACUGAUAGCCCACGUCGUGAAUAAGAUCACCUUCACAGAACAGUGCUACUACGUUCUCGGCGACGACUGCGCAGGUAAAUUUUCAACUUCUUGAGCUACUAAAAAAGUGGGUUUUUUUCGAAUUUAACUGUAUAACUUAUAUAAGAUUUCUCAGAAAUUUCGUGGGAAAGCCGGUCACAAUUAGCAAAAAACUCAGUCAUAUGAGAGAUUAGGGCGCCUUUUAAUUUAUCCGUGCGUUUUUUUUUCCAUGACCUACUUAUGACGAACAAUCGUGUUUAUUUCGAAUCAGGCUUUCUUUUUUCUGACUUUGCUAUGAAAAGUUCAAUUUCGAACGAGAGUUUCUUCAGAGGUUUCAUCGCGAACAGGAAAAAUGUCCCUUAGAAAAAUGUCUCAGGUAUUGAAAGAAAAUUGCUUUUACAGACUUUGCACGGUAUCGCAACGAAGACGGACAGCCGAAGUGGCAGUGGACCGCGGGCGGACCCCCGCAGAACGUCUUUUUGCCCGCGGGCGUCCAGAAGCCUCCGAUCGCCUCCUCGAUGGUGAGCGAUGCUGCUGCACGCAUGUAUGUUAUGCAUAUCUAGGCACUUUUCAAAUUUUAGCUUCAAUCCUCACCGCUUUUUAUCUCGGCACAGAAGCUGUUUUAUUUUUACCGUUUCGUAGACACGAUUAUUUGCAGACUUUUCAUUGGGAAACAGCAUGUUUUAGAAAAUAUAUUCAUUUUUCAUACGGCAACUUUUAAUUAACCUAGCCUCCAGUUUUUUCCUAUCACUCAAUACGGCUUCUUCGUUGAGUUUUGCGAGUCUCCGCAUGAGGCAAGAGAUCAUUUUCUCAACUUUUUUUAAAAUUCUCUUUGAUAUUUAUAGGCUUGUUCUCUGUACAAAAGUUAUAAGAAACACUUGAACACACCAAAAUUUGCCGGUCGAAUUGUUGCUUUGCACGAUUUAUUUAUGUCACUCAUUUUCUCUUAUUUAUUUGUUUUUUAUGAGCUUAGGAUUUUAAUUAAUUUGCUCCGAAGUUACUUUCCGGUGCUAUAAAGGAGCUUUGUUAAUCUGUAGAUUUUGUUGAACUUGUUUCAUCGAAAAAACAAUUCUGGAAACUAACUCACGUAAUUUGUAAACCGAAUCAACUUCUAUCAUUUUUUAAAGAGUUUUUGUUUAGUUCCUUUUUUUCCAUGUCACAUGUUCUUGUCCAUUUGCACGUGCAAGCUUUGAAAUAAAAUAUUUCUUUGAAAACCUUCCAGUCGCAACCUCAUACUUGCACAAACAUUAGAUAUUGGUCAACUGAUUUGAGCAAAAAAAACUGAGCGAAAGAAAUAUUUUUCACCAGACGGCAGUAGUAAAUAGUUUCCAGCAGGUAUUCUACACUCAAAAAGAAAAGAUGAUUAGCUGGAUUAUAGCAUUUUUGAAUUUUUUUCGGAAAUACCGCUCGUGUAUAUCUACAGUCCAAAUUUGCUCACUUCAGUUUGAAAUUGAAAUGCUAAAGUUGAUUUUCGAGGUGCGUUUGCAGGUGAGCGGCUACGCGUCGAUGCCCGUUUCGCCGUACCCAGUUCAGCUGAAACGGGAAGGCGCUGCCGACAUGCGGAGUCAGGCGAGCGGGGCUUCCGGCGACGGCAGCAGCGGGAGCGACCGAAGACAGUUCGUUUCUUCUUUUUGUUGCAGUCUCUUCUUCCAGGUUCCAUGACUCAUUCAAAACUCUUACUCUCCUUUUCUAAUAUGAAUUUAUGAGAGCAAAUGUUGAGAGAAAAAAUAGCCGUGCUGUAAAUGUUUUUGCGCAAACUUCUUAGAGAUUGAUACCUUUUUCUAAGUAAAAUCGGGCGCCUCUUCUGUCAUAAAAUUGAAAGCUGAGUUGAUAUUGAUUUUUUUUCUAAAAUUAUUUAUGAAUGAAGAGAUCGUAGCAGCAUACAUGGGAUGAGCAUGACUGGCGACAGCCAAAUUUUCAAAAUUUGUACGUAUUUACUGGAAAUUUUGAAUAAAUGGGUCUCGUUUUGAUUAUUAUACUCUUUUUUUCCGAAUUCUUUUUUAGAAACUUUUGUAUUGGAGCCUAUAUCUUUCUGGAUUAUAAUGUCACAAAAUUCCUGAUAGCGAAACCUUGGAAAAGGUUGUUAAACUGAUGAAGACGUUUGCAGUCGGAACGUGAUCCUGCCGCCGAAUCCGUCGUGCCACGGCGGCGCCCUCGACGCGAUGCCGCCGGAGAUGUCGUCGUCACGGCAGUCUUUCCGCAUCGCCAUGAACCACCCCUACGAGUUCUUCGUCGACAAUCUUUGA
Molecule: messenger RNA, 5389 nt
Organism: Caenorhabditis auriculariae
Lineage: Eukaryota; Metazoa; Nematoda; Chromadorea; Rhabditida; Rhabditidae
Source: the annotation of a GenBank genome assembly